This is a messenger RNA of Sphenostylis stenocarpa, 999 nucleotides long. Lineage: Eukaryota; Viridiplantae; Streptophyta; Magnoliopsida; Fabales; Fabaceae. The record is from the annotation of a GenBank genome assembly.
AUGGACUUUGUGAGAGGAAGAGUUUUACCAACUUUAGCACUAGUCACAGGACUGGUUGGGUCAGUUCAGUUGUCUGAUCUCUACUGGCUAGAGUAUAAUCUCCAGAUGGGAGAUGUGGCAAAGGACCUAACAGCUGGGACUGUUGGAGGGGCAGCACAAUUGAUAGUUGGACACCCAUUUGACACCAUCAAGGUCAAGCUCCAAAGCCAGCCUACACCCCUCCCUGGCCAGCUUCCCAGGUAUUCUGGUGCAAUUGAUGCUGUCAAGCAGACAGUGGCAGCUGAAGGUCCAAGGGGUUUAUACAAGGGUAUGGGAGCGCCACUUGCCACAGUAGCAGCCUUCAAUGCUGUUCUGUUUACAGUUAGAGGACAAAUGGAAACAUUACUGAGGUCGCAUCCUGGUGCUAUCCUCACAAUAAAUCAGCAGAUUGUUUGUGGAGCUGGAGCUGGAAUUGCUGUUUCCUUUCUUGCUUGCCCUACUGAAUUGAUCAAAUGCAGAUUGCAAGCGCAAAGUGUACUAGCUGGCGCUGGAACAGCUACCGUGGCAGUGAAAUACCGGGGACCCAUGGAUGUGGCCAGGCAAGUUAUCAGGUCAGAAGGGGGCAUUAAAGGUCUGUUCAAGGGCUUGGUUCCCACUAUGGCACGUGAAGUACCUGGAAAUGCUGCAAUGUUUGGUGUAUAUGAAGCAUUAAAGCAAUUACUUGCUGGUGGCACUGAUACCUCAGGACUGGAUAGAGGUUCUCUGAUGCUUGCUGGAGGCUUGGCAGGAGCUGCCUACUGGCUCACAGUGUACCCAACUGAUGUUGUCAAGAGUGUGAUUCAGGUAGAUGAUUACAAAAAUCCAAAGUUCUCUGGUUCAAUUGAUGCUUUCAGAAGAAUUUCAGCUUCUGAGGGGGUCAAAGGCCUAUACAAGGGUUUUGGUCCAGCAAUGGUCCGAAGUGUUCCUGCUAAUGCAGCUUGCUUCUUGGUAUAUGAGAUGACAAGAUCAGCUCUGGUAUGA